This is a messenger RNA of Vicugna pacos (alpaca), 573 nucleotides long. RefSeq names its product olfactory receptor 2L3-like. The record is from RefSeq and is a predicted model, not a curated record. Gene Ontology annotation, cellular component: membrane. Gene Ontology annotation, biological process: G protein-coupled receptor signaling pathway. Lineage: Eukaryota; Metazoa; Chordata; Mammalia; Artiodactyla; Camelidae. Gene Ontology annotation, molecular function: G protein-coupled receptor activity; olfactory receptor activity.
AUGGAUACGUCCCACUUUGUGUCUGGAGUGGCAAGGAUCAGCAGAAGAGUGUGUGUGUUGAUGAUAACAGGAUCUUGGAUAAUGGGCUCUGUCAACUCCUGUGCCCACACCACGUAUGCCCUCCACAUCCCUUACUGCAGGUCCAGGGCCAUCAAUCACUUCUUCUGUGAUGUCCCAGCCAUGCUGACUCUGGCCUGCAUGGACACGUGGGUCUAUGAGUACACCGUGUUUGUGUGUAGCACCCUAUUCCUUGUGCUGCCUUUUGUCAUUAUUGCAUGUUCCUACGGCUGCGUUCUCCUUGCUGUCCACCGCAUGCGCUCAGCAGAAGGGAGGAAGAAGGCCUUUUCAACCUGCAGCACCCACCUCACUGUGGUGACUUUCUAUUAUGUGCCCUUUGCUUACACUUACCUGCGCCCAAGAUCCCUUCGAUCUCCAGCAGAGGACAAAGCUCUGGCUGUCUUCUACACCGUCCUGAUCCCAAUGCUCAAUCCUAUUAUCUAUAGCCUGAGAAACAAGGAGGUGAUGGGGGCCUUGAGAAGAGUAAUUCAGAGAAUCUGCUCUGUGAAUAUGUAG